Selaginella moellendorffii is the source of this 584-nucleotide messenger RNA. RefSeq lists its product as uncharacterized. The transcript has 2 exons. Bases 1 to 438 code for a protein of 145 amino acids. NCBI's taxonomy places the organism in Eukaryota, Viridiplantae, Streptophyta, Lycopodiopsida, Selaginellales, Selaginellaceae. The record is from RefSeq and is a predicted model, not a curated record.
AUGCGCCUUCCCUCCCAGAUCUGUGCUCACCGCAUUCUCGCCCAGGCGCCCACCGCUGGAGAUCGCUCCUCCUUCCUGCAAAUCUUCGCUGGAUGGCACCUCCUCGUCAAGGCUCAAGAACGAUGCCAUGGAAAACCACCGCCAUUGCCAUUAUACGCUACUGCUGCACAUUUUCGAUCCAGGGGGCUCUUUACCCGGGCGGUCUGCUGCUGCCGGGCGUGCUCUACGAGUCGAGCAGCAUGGUCUUUCUUCUCAGUCUCAGACAUCUUCAAACUAGGCUCACAAGCACAAGCACUGCUUUUCCGCGAUCGCUUCAUUCCUCAUCUUCGCCACCCUUUGGCCUCGAGCAUUUUCCAAGAUAAAAUGGAGGCCUGUAGUUCAUCAACAUCCAAGGCGUGGAGUGACCACAGCGCAACUUGUGAUGAGAUGAGUUGGUGACCUGGUAUACUUUUUUGUGUUAUGCCAUCUGCUCUUUGGAAACUUUUGAGAAAGCUUGCUCUGAGCUGAUUGAGUUUGAGCUUGGUCAAGGCUCUCACAGGUUUAUUGGAUCUCUGGUGCAACCCUGGAGUUUUGUUUGCGGGUGA